UUGGGUGUCGCGGGAGAGAGUGAGAAGAUGGCGGCUGCGGUGGAGAAGAUCCUUGGGGAGCAGUAUUACAGAGAUGCCAUGGAACAGUGCCACAAUUACAAUGCUCGCUUAUGUGCAGAGCGCAGUGUUCGCAUGCCCUUCCUGGACUCACAGACUGGAGUUGCUCAGAGCAACUGUUACAUUUGGAUGGAGAAACGGCAUCGAGGUCCAGGUACUGCACCAGGGCAACUUUACACCUACCCUUCUCGACGCUGGCGUAAAAAGAGGAGAGCGCACCCUCCUGAGGAUCCCAGGCUCUCGUUUCCUUCUCUCAAACCUGAUCCAGAACAGAUCCUGAAAAAGGAAGGUCUAAUACCACAGGACGGUAGCAGCUUAGAGGCUUUGCUUCGAUCAGACACCAUUGAGAAGAGAGUUGUGCCGGACCCUCGUGAUGAUGACAGCCUUACUGAAUUCCCUCCUGUUGCCAGCCGCGCACGGAAGCGCAUUCUGGAACCUGAUGACUUCUUGGAUGACCUGGACGAUGAAGAUUAUGAAGAAGAUACGCCAAAAAGACGUGGAAAAGGCAAAGCAAAGGGAAAAGGUAUAGGCAGUGCCAGGAAAAAGUUGGAUGCAGCUGCUUUGGACGACAGAGAUAAACCAUACGCUUGUGACAACAGUUACAAACCAAAGCAAACCUCGAAAUUCUCCGAAAGAGUCUGUGGAAAACGCUACAAAAAUCGCCCUGGUCUGAGCUAUCACUAUGCACACUCCCAUUUGGCGGACGAGGAGGGAGCUGGAGCAGAGGAUAAGGAAGAUUCACAGCCACCCACUCCCAUCAUGCAUAGGCCAGAGGAGCAAAAAUCUAAGAAGGGCCCGGAUGGCCUUGCUUUGCCUAACAACUAUUGUGACUUCUGUCUUGGAGAUUCCAAGAUCAACAAGAAGACCAAUCAAGCGGAGGAGCUGGUGUCCUGCUCAGACUGCGGCCGUUCGGGACACCCCUCCUGUUUGCAGUUCACACCGGUGAUGAUGGCUGCAGUGAAGACGUACCGUUGGCAGUGCAUCGAGUGCAAGUGUUGUAACAUUUGUGGGACCUCUGAAAACGAUGAUCAGUUGCUGUUCUGUGAUGACUGUGACCGUGGAUAUCAUAUGUACUGUCUUUCUCCUCCAAUGGCUGAGCCUCCUGAAGGGAGUUGGAGUUGUCAUCUCUGUCUGGAUCUUUUGAAGGACAAAGCUUCUAUUUACCAGAAUCAGAACUCCUGAUGGGUGCCUGCAUUCCUGCCGAUGGUGAGGGAUGGAUCGAGGACGUAGUAGCACCGCACAGCCUGUAGAAAAUAAAUAUUUAGGAAAUGGAAAAGAAGUUUCCAAUGGAGCAAUCUCACUUCUCAUGAUGUACCAGUUGAUAUGUAAAUGUAUGUGUAUACCAACUUAUGAAUUUGCACAUGCAUACACACACACACACACACACACACACGUGUGAAUGGUCCCAUCAUUACAUCACUAUACAUCUCACAUCAACUCUUAUGAGAAUAUGCAUUAAGUUUUCUUAAAUAGCCAUUAGUGAGAUUUCAGGUUUGUUUAGACCCCGUAUCUAAACCUGAUGUAAGGAAUUACUGUGUCGUCAAAUAUAGUCUUGAAAGGUCAGUCGAAGGAGAAUAGUGAUGGCUAAACUUGGCAUCCCAAAUGGUUGUGAAGUCAAUUUCCCAGAAUGCUCAGCCAUCCUCCAACCCUUCAAGGCUGACUGAGCAGCAAGAAAUAUAUCUAGUUUGCAAACAUCUGGGCUACCAAGCUUCGCCAUCUCUGAGACAGAAUGUUCUAUGACAGCGUGUUCUCUUUCUGAGACCUGUUAUUUUGCUCCAGUAAAUAGUGGUCUGCAGCAUAUUUCUAAUAAAUCCUUAAGACUUAUGGAUAUGUCACAAAAAUAUAUCCAUUAGGGAGACUCCUAGAAAAGCAUGAUAAUUACUCGUGACAAUGUUGUGUUUUGAUUUUUGCCAAUGUGGAUCAGAUUAUAACUGCUCACUAGUAGGAAUUGUGCAAGAGGAAAGACGAGAUUUAAUAAAUUGCGAAAAUGAUCCUAUAAAAUAGAUAAUUCCAGUUUCCUGUUUAUUUCACAUUUCUAAAUGGAUAGUCUAUAUCGACACAUUAACGUUCUAAAUUAGUGUUUUAAUGUAUUUGCUAAUGAGGGGAAAAAGGUGGCAAAAGGUACACUUCUUUAUACUUACAAAUUAUGUGUCAAUAUAAACCCAAUUGGAAUAUUUGUGUGCAGUUAUCUCAUUGGCGUCAAAACACUCCAGAAUUCACACUCACAAAAAAAAAAUCAAACAUCUGACUCAUCCACAACAUGCUGCUGUUUGAAGCCUAAAAACUCUGCUAGUUAUGUCAUUCAGCAGUAAAAUAUCCUUUAUUUUAUUUUUUUACUAAACCUUUUUAUGUAAGUAAAUUUGCUUUGAAAAUGUCAGCAUUCAUUUCCCCCCCAACAUUUUUAGUAGCUAAUUUUGGGAUGUGUUUGAGUGAUACUUAACCCUUUUAAGACGAAUGAUAUAUAUACCAUAAACGAAAUGUCUCACAAAUUAACGAAUGCAGGUCAAAUGCAAAAUAAGAACAUUUCAUGGAUUGGGUAUUUCAAGACCACUAUGCAAUUCUUAAAGGUUAAAGGGGAACAUCCCAUUAAAUAUUAUGUUUACUUAGUCCCC
Pelobates fuscus (common spadefoot toad) is the source of this 2669-nucleotide messenger RNA. It is a transcript of the gene DPF2, whose product is annotated as double PHD fingers 2. Gene Ontology annotation, cellular component: MLL3/4 complex; nucleus. Gene Ontology annotation, molecular function: histone H3K4 methyltransferase activity; histone binding; transcription coactivator activity. The record is from RefSeq and is a predicted model, not a curated record. Gene Ontology annotation, biological process: positive regulation of transcription by RNA polymerase II. The coding region runs from base 28 to 1239 and encodes 403 amino acids. The transcript is spliced from 12 exons. NCBI's taxonomy places the organism in Eukaryota, Metazoa, Chordata, Amphibia, Anura, Pelobatidae.